AUGUCUGGUGAAGAAGAGUCAAAACCUUAUUCGCUAAGAAAACACGGGGACGCCCCAUACGCGGCAGGUCUCCCAAUUGUUAAAACUAGAAAACCGAAAUUCCAGUUCACCAGUCCCCAGGGUGUCGAUCGAACCGCAGACUCCGGGGUUGGGAAAUCUUUUUAUGAUUACGAAAUCUCUUCGGACGAAGACGAUUUACAGCCUCAGGGAUCAGUGCCAGUUGUUUUAGGGAAUAACGCUCCUGUAACCCCUGUAGUUCCUACAGCUCCAAUAGCUCCUAUACUUCCUGUAGCUCCUGCAGCUCCAAUAGCUCCUAUACUUCCUGUAGCUCCCGUAGCUCCUAUAGCUCCUGUACUUCCUGCAGCUCCAAUAGCUCCAGUACCUCCCGUAGACCCGAGGAAUCCGGUACAACGCUCUAACUACGAGAAUUUUAGACUUGCUGAACAAAUCAUCGCGCAAAUAGUUAACCAAAAUCCUCCCCUGAUCGCCAAUCCAGGCAAUAUAUUACCAGUAAGAGUCGUCCCAGUCGCAGACGACAUGGCACUCGCGCCUAACCAGAAUAUAUCAUUGAACGACGCACUAGCGUUUGUUCCAAAAUUCGAGGGAAAUCCAGGUGAAUUGCUGGAUUUUCUAAAAUGUUGUGAUGAAGCUAAAUCGGUACUACCCGCUGGGGCCGAGGGUAAUUUAGUAAAAUUAAUCUACGGUGGUAAACUCGGGGUAAAGGUAAAAGCUUCGAUUAAUUCGACUCUUCCGGCCAAUAUCACCGAAUUAAGCGAAAAGUUAAAGAAAAUAUACAUACCGUCUAAAUCCUUGUUCCAAUUGCAGGGUGAAUUGGGCAGGAUGUUUCAAAAGGAAGGGGAAUCCGUGGUAGACUUCGUGAAUCGGUUACGGAAGAAGGGGCGCGAAAUCGUCGACGAUCGCAAAUAUCCUUUCAAAAAACUUAAUCGGGUAGAAAACGGGGUUAUGUAUCUCCCAAGCCGCAGUGAAUCUACUCUCUUCGUAAACGUGUCGAAUUCCGAAUUAAAAGAGGGUUUUAUUCCAAAGUUAAAAAUAUGUAAAGGGGUUUUUGUGACGUGA
Messenger RNA from Cotesia congregata, 1077 nucleotides. The record is from the annotation of a GenBank genome assembly. NCBI's taxonomy places the organism in Eukaryota, Metazoa, Arthropoda, Insecta, Hymenoptera, Braconidae.